Messenger RNA from Clonostachys rhizophaga, 1587 nucleotides. Lineage: Eukaryota; Fungi; Ascomycota; Sordariomycetes; Hypocreales; Bionectriaceae. The record is from the annotation of a GenBank genome assembly.
UCUUUUCUACCAACCCAAAUCUUCGAGGAGGGUACCACGGAAGAGAAGGGCGAGAAUGCGCGCCUAGCUGCCUUUGUUGGUGCUAUCGCCGUCGGUGAUUUGGUGAAGAGCACUCUGGGACCCAAGGGCAUGGACAAGAUUCUUCAAUCUGCAUCCACUGGAGAUAUCAUGGUCACGAACGACGGUGCAACUAUCCUCAAGUCUAUCGCACUCGACAACGCCGCUGCCAAGGUCCUAGUCAACAUUUCGAAAGUUCAAGAUGACGAAGUCGGAGACGGAACCACAUCUGUCGCCGUGCUCGCUGCCGAACUCCUCCGCGAGGCCGAGAAGCUUGUGGACAAGAAGAUUCACCCCCAGACCAUCAUUGAGGGUUACAGAAUAGCAAGCCAGGCAUCUCUUAAGGCUUUGGAGGACUCCGCCGUCGAUCACAGCAAGAGCCCCGAGGCUUUCCGAAAAGAUCUUCUCGCCAUCGCCCGCACGACUCUGAGCUCAAAGGUUCUCUCCCAAGACCGCAACCACUUUUCUGAGCUCGCCGUCGACGCCGUCCUUCGUCUCAAGCAAUCUUCCGACUUGAGCCACAUUCAGAUUAUCAAAAAAGCGGGUGGAAAGCUCAGCGAGUCCUACCUUGACGAGGGAUUCAUCUUGGACAAGAAGAUCGGUGUGAACCAGCCAAAGCGACUGGAGAAGGCAAAGAUCUUGGUGGCAAAUACCUCCAUGGAUACUGACAAGGUGAAAAUCUUUGGUGCUCGACUCAAGGUCGACUCCACCGGAAAGCUUGCAGAGCUGGAGAAGGCCGAGAAGGAGAAGAUGAAGGCCAAGGUUGAGAAGAUCAAGGCACAUGGCAUCAACUGCUUCAUCAACCGUCAACUCAUCUACAACUGGCCCGAGCAGCUCUUCACUGAUGCCGGCAUCAUGUCCAUUGAGCAUGCCGACUUCGACGGAAUCGAGCGUCUGGCACUUGUAACCGGCGGUGAGAUUGCUUCCACCUUUGACCACCCCGACCAGGUCAGGCUCGGCCACUGCGACACGAUCGAGGAGGUUAUAAUUGGAGAGGAUACCCUGAUUAAGUUUUCUGGCGUUGCCGCCGGCGAGGCUUGCACUAUUGUUCUCCGAGGCGCCACAGACCAGUUGCUUGACGAAGCCGAGCGCAGCUUGCACGACGCCCUUGCCGUUCUCUCACAGACUGUUCGCGAGCCCCGGACGACCCUGGGUGGUGGAUGCGCCGAAAUGCUCAUGGCCAAGGCUGUUGAGGGUGCUGCUACUCGUGUUGAGGGCAAGCGUCAACUUGCCGUGUCCGCCUUCGCCAAUGCGCUGCGACAGCUGCCAACCAUUCUGGCUGAUAACGCUGGUUUGGAUUCAGGAGACCUUGUUGCUCGCCUGCGCAAGGCGAUCUACGAGGGUCUCACAUCCUAUGGCCUUGACCUGACAACCCCUGGUGGUGGCAUUGCCGAUAUGCGGGAUCUUGGUGUGGUUGAGAGCUAUAAGCUGAAGAAGGCUGUCGUGUCUUCAGCUAGUGAAGCAGCUGAGCUCCUUCUCCGAGUAGACGACAUUAUUCGGGCAGCUCCUCGCAGACGUGAGCGUAUGUAA